Electrophorus electricus (electric eel) is the source of this 1582-nucleotide messenger RNA. It is a transcript of the gene foxn1, whose product is annotated as forkhead box N1. NCBI's taxonomy places the organism in Eukaryota, Metazoa, Chordata, Actinopteri, Gymnotiformes, Gymnotidae. Gene Ontology annotation, biological process: regulation of transcription by RNA polymerase II. Gene Ontology annotation, molecular function: transcription cis-regulatory region binding; DNA-binding transcription factor activity, RNA polymerase II-specific. The record is from RefSeq and is a predicted model, not a curated record.
GUCAGAUGCUUAUUAUGGGAUGACCCGUGUGGAAGUCUGAAUGGAAGGUCUGAGGAGGAUACUCUCUGGGAACAAGAGCCCAAAGCGCAGCCUUACGGAAGGCUUCGUCAGCAGGUCUCAGCGAGACAGCGUCCCCUACAGGCUAAAGCCUGGCACUGCAGAGCGUUUCCGAAGGCACAGUGUGGAUGGGAGCUCACUGGGCCAGGAGGGUGGUCCCGGAGACGUCAAGCGCUUCCACCCUUACGGCAGGCGCUGCAGCGACGGAGUGCCCCCUGCGGUUCCGCCCUACCGUUACCUCCGGGAGUGCCCGGCGUCUGACGCCCUCAGCCCAGCACUGAUGGGCACUACCCAGGCGGUAGGGCCUGCUCCCUGGGCUCCCCACAGCAUGCGAGCACAGCCUUCCGUGUUCAUGGAGCAGAGUCUGACCGAGGAACUACGCCAUUACACCCCAUCUGACCCUGGUGUACACAGCACUGUUAGUUCACUGCCACACCAGUUUCCAGACGACUUCUCUCCAGUAGGUCCAGAGGUCAGUUCGUUCUACUCGUUCCAAAGCGCGUCGUCCCGGAGCUGUGAGGACAGUCCAGCUCAGCUCUACCCUAAACCUGUAUACUCCUAUAGUAUUCUCAUUUUCAUGGCUCUGAGGAACAGCCGCACAGGAACCCUGCCUGUGAGCGAGAUCUACAGUUUCAUGACAGAGCAUUUCCCGUACUUUAAGACAGCUCCCGAUGGCUGGAAGAACUCCGUCCGCCACAACCUCUCCCUCAACAAGUGCUUCGAGAAGGUGGAGAACAAGAUCAGCAGCUCUGCCCGGAAGGGCUGCCUGUGGGCCCUCAACCCUGCCAAGGUGGAGAAGAUGCAGGAGGAGCUGCGCAAGUGGCGGAGGAAGGAUCCGCUGACGGUGCGGAGGAGCAUGGCCCGCCCCGAAGAGCUGGACUAUCUUCUGGGCGAGAGGUCGGAGAAGCUGAAGACCUUCUCUGUGCACCUCACCCACCCGCCGCACCCUCAGUUCCACAGAGCCAGCCCUGCUCCCUCCUGCAGACCUGCGGCCCCCCUGCGGCGAGCUCAGCACGGCCUCCUCGCCUCCCCAGGAGCCGCUCACAGCCACCUCCUGCUGCCCUCCAACCCUCAGCCCUUCCCCUUCUACCCCCCCAUCACCCAGCAGCCCAGCACGCACCUGCCGCCCUGCACAGGCAGCUUGGACUCGCCCUUACCGGCGCACACCCCGCCCAGCUAUAGCGCCGCUCUACAGACCAACCGCGGUACUGCAGGCAGCCUGCAGGAGCUGCUGAUGGAAGCAGAGAUGAGCAGUGACAUCGACACCCUCAACCCAAGUCUAACAGACCUACAGCUGCAUGGACACCUGUGGGAGGAGCUGAGGAAUGACAGCCUGGCUCCAGACACACUGGUGCUCGUGACCACUUCUGACGCCCCUGGCGAGCUGGCCGCGUGCCAGGCUGGCACGGACGCAGGCCUACAGACGGCCUUCCCUGACCUCCAUGUCUCUGCCCUCCAACCCAGUGGGUACAGCGAGGCAGAGCUGCAGACAGCCCAAGAGCAUCCCACCCUCCCGCUGCUGUGA